CCAUGUUUUAUCUUAUUUAAGGUUCCUUUUCUAGGUACCUAAUAUUUUAAUUUCCUAGGACAACGUUGCCUCCAUUUAUCAGCAAAAAUAAGCAAGAAUAUACAAGUAAUGGCGCAAUAUUUGUUGCAUGGAACUCUUCAAGUUACAAUAUUUGAAGCAACAUCUUUGUCCAAUUCCAAUGCAAUAUCCGUGAGUGCUCCAAAACCCAUCCAAAAGGCACCAACCACGUCAAAGAGAAGGCUUAUGAGAAGAUUAUCAUGGAUCAAGAGAGUGUCAUUUUGCCGCCCAAAGCUUGUGGAGGAGAUCGAGGAUACGGUGGGUUUCGGAAAAGGAUCUGCGAAGCUCUAUGCGACCAUCGACUUGGAGAGGGCUAGAGUGGGUCGGACCCGAGUGAUAAUGAACGAGCCUAACAAUCCCCGCUGGUAUGAGUCCUUCCACAUCUAUUGUGCGCACUGGACUGCUAAUAUCAUCUUCACCAUCAAGGCCGACAAUCCAGUCGGGGCAUCACUCAUCGGAAGGGCCUACCUUCCCGUCAAGGAUAUCCUCAACAACAACAACAGUGGGGCAGUGGAUAGGUGGCUCAACAUCUAUCGGGAGGACUGUAGCCAAGUGGGUGGAGGUGCCCAGAUCCAUGUCCGCCUCUGGUAUUUGGACGUUUCUAAAGACCCUUACUUGGGUUGGGGCCAGGGGAUCGCCAGCCUGCAGUACCUGGGUGUCCCUCACACCUUCUUCCCACAGCGGCAGGAUUGUAAGUUGACGCUCUACCAAGACGCCCAUGUCCCUGACAAUGGCCUUGUUCCUACUCGAAUCCCUUUAGUCGAUAAUCGCUACUAUGAGCCCCACCGUUGCUGGGAGGACAUCUUCGACACCAUAACCAAUGCCCAGCACCUCAUUUAUAUCACAGGUUGGUCAGUAUACACGGAUAUCACACUGAUAAGAGAUCCAAGGAGGCCUAGGCUUGGAGGGGAUGCCACCCUCGGGGAGCUACUCAAGCAAAAGUCCCGUGAGGGUGUCCGGGUGCUGAUGCUUGUGUGGGAUGAUAGGACCUCACUAGGCUUGGGCCCGCUAAGGAAGGAUGGAGUGAUGGCCACCCACGACCAGGAUACAUCCAGCUACUUUCGUGGCACGGGCGUGCACUGCAUCCUCUGCCCUCGGAAUCCAGACGAGGGAGGGAGCUACGUGCAGGACCUCGAGACAGCCACAAUGUUCACACACCACCAAAAGACUCUGAUCGUGGAUGUUGAGGUGCCUAGCAAGAUGAUGGACGGUAGGAGGAAUGACGAUGGAAGAAGGAAGAAGAGGAGGAUCAUUAGCUUUAUCGGGGGCAUUGACCUCUGUGAUGGGAGAUAUGACACACAGUACCAUUCUUUGUUCCGAACAUUGGGCACAGCACACUACAAUGACUUCCAUCAGCCCAACUUUCCCGAGGCAUCCAUCCAGAAGGGUGGGCCCAGGGAGCCCUGGCAUGAUAUCCACUGUCGAUUGGAGGGGCCUAUCACAUGGGAUGUGUUGUGCAACUUUGAGCAACGAUGGAGGAAGCAAGGUGGGGGUGUAGAUCUACUCCUACAGUCGGGGCAUGAUCUAACUUUCGACAAGGAGCCUCCUCCCAUGGAGGAUGAUAGAGAGGCAUGGAGUGUCCAGCUAUUCCGAUCCAUUGAUGGAGGUGCAGUAGCUGGAUUCCCAGAUGCACCAGAGGAUGCUGCCAUGGCAGGGCUCAUCACUGGCAAGGAUCAUGUCAUCGAUCGCAGCAUCCAGGAUGCUUACAUCCAUGCUAUUCGCAGGGCCAAGGACUUUAUCUACAUUGAGAACCAAUACUUCCUUGGUAGCUCUUAUGGGUGGAAAGGAAAAGCAGCUAAUGAUAUCACGGUCGAGGACAUUGGGGCACUGCAUCUCAUUCCCAAGGAGCUAUCACUUAAAAUCGUUAGCAAGAUCGAGGUCGGGGAGCAAUUCUCUGUCUAUGUGAUCAUCCCUAUGUGGCCGGAGGGUGUCCCUGAGAGCGGAUCAGUUCAAGCCAUCUUGGAUUGGCAACGUAGGACAAUGGAAAUGAUGUACACUGAUAUUGCAGAGGCUCUUCAUGCCAAGGGGCUCCAAGCAAACCCGAAGGACUACCUCUCCUUCUUCUGCUUAGGGAAUCGAGAGGUAAACAAAGGUGACGAGUAUCAAGCCGAAGAGCAUCCAGAGCCAAAUACAGACUACAACAGAGCACAGCAGGCGAGGCGAUUCAUGAUCUAUGUCCAUGCCAAGAUGAUGAUUGUUGAUGAUGAGUAUAUUAUAAUCGGAUCAGCCAAUAUCAAUCAAAGGUCAAUGGAUGGAGGAAGGGACUCAGAGAUUGCCAUGGGAGCAUACCAACCAUAUUAUCUUGCAAGCAGGCAACUAGCCAAGGGGCAGAUCCACGGUUUCCGAUUGGCACUAUGGCAUGAGCACCUUGGUGUGUUUGAUGACACCUUCCUUCAACCCCAAAAUGUUGGGUGCAUGCAAAAGGUGAACAAGAUUGCUGAAAGGAAUUGGAGACUCUACACGAGUGACAUGCUUGUCAGUGAUCUCCCAAGCCAUCUACUUAGCUACCCUCUAGAAGUGACUGAGGAUGGCGAGAUAAUGGAGUUGGAUGGGAUGGAGUUCUUCCCCGACACCAAGGCUCGUGUUCUAGGCACCAAGUCUGACUACCUUCCCCCCAUCCUUACCACCUAAAAGGAACAACUUAAGCAAAGAGCAAAUACCCUUGUGCCUACUUCGGCACUCUAUAUCACCUCCUAUCGAUCUUUCAUGAGCGUUAUGAGUAGCAAUGAGACCCCCUAUCUUUGGAGAAUGGUGAUCACAUGGUGGUUUCAUUUGCAUAAAUAUGUGUCAUUACACUUUCCAAAUUUAAGUUGAUAUGUCAUGAAUGGUAUGAAAUAUU
This is a messenger RNA of Elaeis guineensis (African oil palm), 2896 nucleotides long. RefSeq names its product phospholipase D alpha 1. The record is from RefSeq and is a predicted model, not a curated record. NCBI's taxonomy places the organism in Eukaryota, Viridiplantae, Streptophyta, Magnoliopsida, Arecales, Arecaceae. Gene Ontology annotation, molecular function: calcium ion binding; D-type glycerophospholipase activity. Gene Ontology annotation, biological process: phospholipid catabolic process; phosphatidylcholine metabolic process. Gene Ontology annotation, cellular component: plasma membrane.